GCAGUGUUUGGAAAGCGCGAGAAGGUUUUCGGGGCCGCGGUGUUCCCUCUCUCUCUCUCUCUCUGUCAGUCAGUCAGUCAGUCAGUCACCGAGCACCGCCCUCCCUCCCGCAGGUGUCUCUCGGUGUCGGUGAGCUCCGUCAGACCGUCCGUCCGUUGAUGUGGGGCCGAGCUGCGGCGGGGCCCGUGCUGUCGUUGUUGUGCUCGAGCGGGACCAGCCGCGGCCUGUGCGGGCCGCUGAGCCGCACCGUGAGCACUAUGCAGCUCAAGUCGUCGGAGUUCCAGGCGCUCUUUACCGACGGCCUGAAGAGCAUCGCAGAAUUAUUCAGUGAAAACAGCUACGAGCUGAGAAUAGCAGGGGGUGCUGUCCGGGAUCUGCUAACUGGGAAACAGCCAGACGAUGUGGACUUUGCCACCACAGCUACCCCUGAACAUAUGAAGCAACUCUUCCAAGCCGCUGGCAUUCGGAUGAUCAACAACAAAGGAGAGAAGCACGGCACCAUUACUGCAAGGGUGCAUGAUCAGAACUUUGAGAUUACUACAUUGAGGAUUGAUGUUACAACAGAUGGAAGACAUGCUGAAGUUCAGUUCACAACCGAUUGGCAAACAGAUGCUGAACGAAGAGACCUAACAGUAAAUUCUAUGUUCUUAGGUCUUGAUGGUACACUCUACGAUUACUUCAAUGGUUUUGAUGAUCUGAAAAAGAAGAAGAUUCGAUUUGUAGGAGAUGCAACACAGAGGAUACAGGAAGAUUACUUAAGAAUAAUGCGUUAUUUCAGAUUUUAUGGUAAAAUUGCAGAAGAGCCAGGCGAUCACGACUUAAGUACGUUGAAAUCGAUCAAAAAGAAUGCAAAGGGUCUGGCUGGGAUCUCUGGAGAGAGAAUCUGGGUUGAACUGAAAAAGCUUCUUGUUGGAAACCAUGCUGCACACCUCAUCAGCCUUAUGUAUGAACUGGAAAUAGCCCAAUAUAUAGGAUUACCAGUAGAUGGCAGCCUUGAGGAACUGAAACGCGUGUGGAAAAAUGUCCAGCAUCGCUCUCCGAAGCCAAUGACUGUUCUUGCUGCACUCUUUCGAACGCAGGACGAUGUCCUGAGGCUUGACUUGAGGCUGAAGAUUUCUAAAGAGGAAAAGCAGCUGGGUUUAUUUUUAGUCAAGUAUAGGAGAGAUUUGUUGAAGGCUGAUGGUUCUGAUCCAUACGAGAAAGAUUACUGGCUGGCCCAAAUCGAAAUAGCCGUGUUGGGCGCUAUCUUCGCCUUGGCCCUGGUCACCAAUUCCAUUCUCCUCUUGUUGCUUUGGAGAAGACACAAGCAAGUCUCACGGAUGCAUGUCUUUGUCAUUCACCUCUGCCUGGCAGACCUAGUGGUUGCCCUAUUCCAAGUGUUUCCCCAACUCUUCUGGGACAUCACAGACAGGUUUGUGGGACCGGACGCGAUCUGCAGGCUGGUCAAGUACCUGCAGAUUGUCGGCAUGCUGGCUUCGACUUAUAUGAUCGUGGUGAUGACCAUUGACCGCUACCAAGCCAUCUGCAACCCAAUGGUCACUUUCCAGAGAAAACGGGCUCGUUGGAACUUACCCGUGUGCAUCGCCUGGUGCAUCUCUCUGAUUGGCAGCCUCCCUCAGGUCUUUAUCUUCUCCAAAACCGAGAUCUACCCCGGCGUGUUUGAAUGCUGGGCUCACUUUAUUGAACCCUGGGGGCUGAAGGCUUACGUGACGUGGACAUCGAUGGUGGUUUUCGUCGUACCCGCACUGACACUGAUCGUGUGCCAAGUCAGGAUCUGCAGAGCCAUCCAGAUGAACCUGUACAGCAAGACUCACCAACAGAGUGGGGAGAGCAAGAAGGAGCUCAAGACUUGGAGAGCAAGUAGCGUAGCCGGUGUAUCCAAGGCUCGGAUCAAGACAGUGAAGAUGACUUUGGUGAUCGUGCUGGUGUACAUUCUCUGUUGGUCUCCGUUCUUCACUGUGCAGCUCUGGUCUGUGUGGGACCCCAAAGCACCAAGAGAAACCGCGACCUUCACUAUCCUCAUGCUUUUAGCCAGCCUGAACAGUUGUGCCAACCCCUUUAUUUACAUGUUCUUCAGCGGUCAGAUGCCCAAGGACGUCUCAAAGUGCUUCACAGAAUAUACUGUAAAGUGAACCGUAUAAUGUUGUGGGAAAAGGAUGGGUGCUGGGUGACCUUUUCAACAUUGAGUUCCACCUUCCACAUUCUCCAUGCUCCCAGUGAGGAAGCUGGAGAAAGGAGCAGAGGAGAAAGGCCCCCCUUUUGGGAGGCUGAAAUGUGGUGGCCAACAUGGAACCGUGAAUGGGAGAUCAAAUACAUUUGCAAGAUCGAAAAAAGGUUUUAAAACAUAAAUACACUAAACUGCUGAUAACUCGCCCCCAUCUUAACUUGUCACUACCUCUUAAGUCAUCAUGCUUUAAAUAUCCCGGCCGCAUUUAUUUAUGUAUUAUACAUAUGACUAACUUGCCACUCCUGAUAUCUCAUCACUAAGACAGUU
Callorhinchus milii (elephant shark) is the source of this 2494-nucleotide messenger RNA. RefSeq names its product tRNA nucleotidyl transferase, CCA-adding, 1. The record is from RefSeq and is a predicted model, not a curated record. The coding region runs from base 159 to 2132 and encodes 657 amino acids. Gene Ontology annotation, molecular function: vasopressin receptor activity; nucleotidyltransferase activity; RNA binding. NCBI's taxonomy places the organism in Eukaryota, Metazoa, Chordata, Chondrichthyes, Chimaeriformes, Callorhinchidae. Gene Ontology annotation, cellular component: membrane. Gene Ontology annotation, biological process: G protein-coupled receptor signaling pathway; RNA processing. The transcript has 9 exons.